CGAAGAGCCGCCAGCAGAGGGAGGGUUACUGCUUCGCAGCCCGCCAGGUUGUUGUGGAGACUGAAAAUGAUCUGCCUGGGGUUCUUCUUCUUUUUAGCAGCUUUCCCAGGUGUCAGCUCCCAGAUCCAGCUGACCCAGUCUGGGGGAGAAAUCAAGAAGCCUGGAGAGUCUGUGAAGGUGACAUGUAAAACCUCCGGCUACACCUUUACCAGCUAUUACAUGAGCUGGGUACGGCAGGCUCCCGGGAAAGGACUGGAGUGGAUAGGAUACAUCUAUCCUGGUAGCGGUGACACUGGCUAUGCCCAGGCCUUCCAGGGGUGAUUCACCAUCACCAGGGACACCUCCAUAAGCACGGCCUAUCUACAGCUGAGCAGCCUGAGAACCGAUGACACAGCCACGUAUUACUGUGCUCGGGACCUCUGGGGCUCGACCUGGUAUUACGAGCACUGGGGUCAAGGAACUAUGGUCACUGUCACUUCAGCUAGCCGCACGGCCCCCUCUGUCUUCCCCCUGACCUCCUGCAUCGGCGAAGGCACCACCCCCCAGGUCACCUUCGGCUGCCUGGCCAAAGGAUACUUCCCCGAGCCGGUCACCGUGACGUGGAGCCCAAGCGUCGCCUCCUCUGGCGUGAAGACCUAUCCCUCCCUGCUGCAACCUUCCAGCGGCCUCUACACGCUCAGCAGCCAGGUCACCGUCCCGUCCAGCAGCUGGAAGUCUAACACCUAUAGCUGCAACGUACAACACCAGCCCACCAGCUCCAGCAUCUCCAAGGAAAUCCCAAAGGGCCCGUACUCUGAACCCGAGGUGCACGUUCUCUACUCCUGUACCGCCAAGCCAGGCACCGUGCAGCUGGUGUGCUUCAUCUCCGGCUUCUCCCCCGAGCCUUUGAGGGUGGAAUGGCUGGUGGACGGCCAGCCCGGGCUACUUCCUGGUCACACCGACCCUGCCAAGAAGGACGCCGAUGGCGACACCUUCAGCACCCGCAGCAACGCCAGUGUCUCCCAGGACGAGUGGCUGAAGGGCAAGACAUACACCUGCCAGGUGUACCACCCAGGCACCCAGACCACAAACCAGGACCAUGCCCGCAAGUGCGAAGAAGAAACAACAUCUCCCAGCAACAUCCAGGUCUUCCUGGUGCCCCCGUCUCCCGCCGCCCUGUAUGUGGCCCAGAGCCCCAUGCUCACCUGCCUGGUGGUCAACCUGCCUAGCAACUCCAGCCUCCGGGUGGUCUGGUCCCGGGAGAAGCCAGAGUCCAUUAGCCCUGAUCGCCUGGACCUCGGUGAGCAGUUCAACGGCACCUUCACCGCCUCCAGCUCCAUGCCCAUCCUCACCCGCGACUGGGAUGCCGGAGAGAACUUCACCUGCAAAGUGGAGCACUCAGAGCUGCCCUCACCCCUCAUCAAAUCCAUCUCCAAGAAGCCAGGCAGGCGCUCUGGCCCAGGCAUCUACCUCCUGCGCCCCCACAACGAUGAGCUGAGCAGCUCCGAAGACUCCGUCAGCCUCACCUGUCUGGUGCGGGGCUUCUUCCCCGAGGACAUCUCAGUGCAGUGGAUGAAGAACCACAAAGCCGACGAGAGCAUGGAAUACUUCACCACCCAGCCCAUCAAGGACGGAGCUGGCGACUCGAACUUCUUCCUCUACAGCAAGCUGAAAGUCAACAAGGCCAGCUGGAACAGCGGGGACACCUACACCUGCAUGGUCAUCCACGAAGCCCUGCAGAUGAAGUUCACCCAACGCAGCGUCAGCAAAGUCUCUGGUAAAUGAAGACAUCUCCUCCCAGCCCCACUGCUAGUAUUGUCCAGUACAA
Chelonia mydas (Green sea turtle) is the source of this 1807-nucleotide messenger RNA. Its product is annotated as immunoglobulin epsilon heavy chain-like. The transcript is spliced from 9 exons. The record is from RefSeq and is a predicted model, not a curated record. NCBI's taxonomy places the organism in Eukaryota, Metazoa, Chordata, Testudines, Cheloniidae.